AUGAAAGUCUUCGUCACUGGCGGUACUGGUCUCAUCGGCUCAUCUCUAAUCCCUCGUCUCGUCGCCUCCGGUCAUUCCGUCACCUGCCUCGCGCGCUCCGACGCGUCCGCGACCAAAGCUAAAUCUCUCGGUGCCACUCCCAUCCUCGGCUCCCACCUCGACCUUGCCGUCCUCGCCCAUGCCGCCGGCGAGGCUGACGGCGUCAUCCACCUUGCCUUUGACCACGACGGCAUCGCAGACUAUGUCCGAGUUUGCGAUGAGGACCGCGCCGCCAUCGCGGCCAUGUGCGACGCCCUCGGCAGCACCGGCAAGCCGUUCGUCUGCGCCAACGGUACCCUCAUGACCGCUGGCGAGACGGAGCAGUGCGGCAAGAUCCCUAUCGAGGCGUUCCCGCGGUGGAAAUCGGAGGACCUGACCCGGAGCUACGCCGAUAAGGGGGUCCGCGCGACGACCGUCCGCCUGCCCCCUGUUGUGCACGGUCCCGACCGGGAGCACCCCUUCAUCUCGGCCCAGAUCGCGGCGGCGAAGGAACACAAGGAGGCGGGGUACAUCGGCGAUGGGAAGCAGGUGUGGCCUUCUGCACAUGUUGACGACGCGGCGGCGGUGUUCCAUCUGGCGCUGGAGAAGGGGGAGAAGGGCGAGGUGUACCAUGCGGUCGGGGAGGAAGGGGUGGCGGUCAAGGCGAUUGCGGAGGCGGUUGGCGCAAAGUUGGGGGUGGAGGUCAAGAGCUUGAGCAAGGAGGAGGCGAUGGGGCGGUAUGGGUUCGUGGGCCCGUUGAUGGACAUGAGUAACAAGACUAGUAGUGCUCUUACGCAGCAGUGGCUGGGGUGGAAGCCAGAGGGUUAUGGUCUUCUCAAGGAGAUGGAGGCGGGCUACAAGUACUAG
Molecule: messenger RNA, 885 nt
Organism: Dioszegia hungarica
Lineage: Eukaryota; Fungi; Basidiomycota; Tremellomycetes; Tremellales; Bulleribasidiaceae
Product: NAD-dependent epimerase/dehydratase
Exons: 1
Coding region: 1-885 (294 amino acids)
Source: RefSeq, a predicted model, not a curated record